AAGCAACUAGGUACUUAUAUAAACAAUAACAGGCCCUGUCUCUUUCUUCUAUCUUCGUUUGUUUUACUGACUGCAUUGAACGAUGUACAAGAAAAUGAUUUCGACUCCGUUACCGGGCACUCCAUCAAUGCUUCCGAACAAUCUUACAGUUCAUAAAAUCAAUAAAAUUUCUCUUGGUGUUGUUCAUUCAUCUGUAGUUUGUUUGAAUAUAGUUGGAGCAAAUGGCUCUCCUCCUCAGCAAAAACAGAUUGCAUGCAAAGGAGAGAAUUAUGUAAAAAAAUUAACAAUAAUGCAGGCUAAGUGGUGUAGUGUAUCUGAUAGGGCUCUUUUGGUGGCUGCAACAAUUCAAGGACUUCAGAUAUUUGAAGAGGAUGGUUCCGAAAUGAUAUUUGAGCAUUUAAUCAAACGAUCCCAGGAGAAGAAUUCAACUUUGCCCUUCACAAGAGGAAUAUGCGAUGCUUUGAAUCAAUUUAUUUGUAUUGGAACAAGCACAGGAUCAAUUUUGGUGUUUGAUAUUCCACGUCAAGGAAAUGAAAUAAAACUUCAUGAUACGCUAACAUCCCAUAGAGUAGGAAUAACAGAUCUAUACAGCAUAAUGGACAAAAUGACAUCAUGUGACGAAGAUGGAAAUAUUACGAUAUGGCAAUGUGAUGUGAAAACCACAAAAUUAAAUGAAAUCCGUGGUUCUGGAGUACCAUGUAUGAGUGUUGUUAUGUCAAAUACUUUUAUCAUCGCUGGAUUUAGUUCUGGUCAUAUUCGUAUGUAUGAUUUAAAGCAUGCAGUCUUGAAAAUAGAAAUUUGUGCCCAUGCAAGAUGCAUAAAUUCACUAGAUAUAGCCUUACAUGGUGGAAUGUUGUUGUCAGUAAGUGAAGAUACAUUUGUUAGAGUUUGGCAUUUACCAAAAGCUUCUUCAAAUAAGAUUGAUUUGGCAUUUGAAACUUCAGUAACCGACAGUCAGUUAUGUGGUGGGCGUUUUUUUGAUAAUUCGGGUGAAAUGUUUGGAGUUAGUGCUUAUGACCUUCGUGAAAUUGUAGUCUUUAAAAGACAUUAAAUAAUCCACCAUCCACAUAAUAAUACUUUUCAAGUAAUCUUUUGUUCACAUCAAGAAAAAGAAAUUAAUGAGAGUUGCAUUGCUGUAAAACUACAUAUUGUGAUAUACGUAAUCUGGAUGUAUAUAAUUAAUAUAUGUUAUUUUGUAUUACCUGAGCAAUGUGAAGUUAAGAAUCAGCUAAGUUAUAAUAAACUGGUUUUUAAUAUCAGAGCAAA
Molecule: messenger RNA, 1266 nt
Organism: Xenia sp. Carnegie-2017
Lineage: Eukaryota; Metazoa; Cnidaria; Anthozoa; Malacalcyonacea; Xeniidae
Product: WD repeat-containing protein 54-like
Exons: 8
Coding region: 83-1051 (322 amino acids)
Cellular component (GO): Cdc73/Paf1 complex
Molecular function (GO): protein binding
Source: RefSeq, a predicted model, not a curated record